UAGGAAUUGUCUGCCAACUUAUAACUAUGUAUGCUACAGGAUUGCAAUUUGCAGACUCCGAGGUGUCAUGGCAAGGCGAGAAACGGAUUGAUACGGAUGCACGUGACUCAGACCAUCACUAUUACACCCUUCGUGGAAAGUUCCUUAGGUUCCCUUGAACGUCCUCUUUGAUGCUAUCAGGCCCUUGGGAAAGUAUCGCAAGUGAUGAUGAUGAAGGGUGUAUUGCCGAUAAAGAGUGCAUUAUGAUGCAAGAGGAGGAGUGGGAGGUGCUAAAGUCAAUUUUUCCAGACGUAUGUAUAUCUAACGAUGCUGGGCCGUUUGGACGUGCGAUCAAGCUAGAGAUCCCGGUAGAACUGUCACCCGCACGGAGUGUAACCAUCGUUCCUUCUACACCACCUCAAAGUCACUCUCACACUACGGGCCUGCUUACUGCGCUCCCGCCUUUCUUGCUCGCGUUGAUUCUUCCUCCGGAAUAUCCGUUAUGUGCAUCACCCCGUAUUACGUCGCUGACGUGCGCACAUGGUUGGUAUCCGAGCAGUGACCUGCAGACUCAGCUCGCUGGAAUGUGGACGCAUGAUUCGCAAGGGGUUCUCUAUACUUGGGUAGCAUUCAUCAGUGGAGGAGAGUUCCUGGAAUCCGGUGACAUCACAAUAACCAACUCCUCCCCUUUGGCGCUCCUUCCGCUGCUUGAAUCGUACGAUACACGUGCCCAAGAUACUGCAUUUGCUGAAACAACGUUUCCCUGCGCGAUCUGUCUGUCUUCACACAAAGGAAGGCAUUGCGUGCGACUUGCGUGCGGUCAUGUAUUCUGCCGUUCGUGUCUAACAGAUUUCUGGAGUUCGUGUAUAAGGGAGGGCGAUAUUGGACGGGUCGGGUGUCCUGAUGCUGUAUGUGUGAAAGCAGGACAAGAAGCUGGUGAGGAAGAUAUAGUAAGAGUCGUUGAAGAAGAAGAGGUGGAGAGGUGGAAGUGGCUUAGAGAAAAGAGGGUGUUAGAGCGGGAUCCUGGAAUGGUGCAUUGUCCUGCGUGCCAGACGGCUGUGCCGAGUCCAGAAGAGUCAAACGAAGAGAGUGGAUGGGCACGGUUACGUACGUGUGCGAGGUGCGAGUUUGUGUUUUGUGCGUUCUGUAGACGAACGUGGCAUGGGCCGAUCAGCGAGUGUCCGUUGGCGGUGACGGAGUCGUUUGUGAUGGAGUAUAUGGGGUUAGAAGAGGGCGAUGCUAGACGCUAUGAGAUUGAGAGAAGGUGGGGUAAAAGGAAUGUUUUGAGACUUGUUUUAAAGUAUGAGGAAGAGAGAAUGAACCGUGAGUGGAUAUCGAGAUGUUGUACGAGUUGUCCUGGAUGCGGGGUUCGAGUGGAGAAGAGUGCGGGGUGUAAUCAUAUGACUUGCAUCAAGUGUAAACAACAUUUUUGUUAUUUAUGCGGUGAAAAGUUACCAGGUUCUGAGCCAUACAAGCAUUUUAAUACCAUAGGAAAGAAUUGUUUUGAACAGUUAUUUGAUGUAGUGGUGUAGACUAGUCUAGUACCCUAGCUAGUCUUCCGUUGGUCUGUGCAGUCCAAGUGACUCUUUGUAAUUUUAUAAAAUUGAAACCCAG
This is a messenger RNA of Suillus plorans, 1593 nucleotides long. RefSeq lists its product as uncharacterized. Gene Ontology annotation, molecular function: ubiquitin conjugating enzyme binding; zinc ion binding; ubiquitin protein ligase activity. Bases 171 to 1511 code for a protein of 446 amino acids. Gene Ontology annotation, cellular component: cytoplasm; ubiquitin ligase complex. Gene Ontology annotation, biological process: positive regulation of proteasomal ubiquitin-dependent protein catabolic process; protein polyubiquitination; ubiquitin-dependent protein catabolic process. The transcript has 3 exons. Lineage: Eukaryota; Fungi; Basidiomycota; Agaricomycetes; Boletales; Suillaceae. The record is from RefSeq and is a predicted model, not a curated record.